AUGGGCAACACCAGCUUCACCGAGGGGAAGACGGCCCUUUCCCUGGGCAACACCACCAUAAAGAGGGGGAAGAGCAAGAUCGCCCUGGGGAACUCCUCAAUCUCCAGAGGCAAGAAAACGACAUCCCUGGGCUCCUCCACCAUCACCAGUGGGAAGACCAAGAUCGCCCUGGGCAGUGCCUCCUUCAGCAGAGGCACCACCACCACCUCGUUUCGGAAAGCCUUCUUUCCCAAGCGCAAGACGCUCUAG
Molecule: messenger RNA, 249 nt
Organism: Limanda limanda (common dab)
Lineage: Eukaryota; Metazoa; Chordata; Actinopteri; Pleuronectiformes; Pleuronectidae
Gene: zwi
Product: zwilling
Exons: 1
Coding region: 1-249 (82 amino acids)
Source: RefSeq, a predicted model, not a curated record